Molecule: messenger RNA, 1459 nt
Organism: Catharus ustulatus (Swainson's thrush)
Lineage: Eukaryota; Metazoa; Chordata; Aves; Passeriformes; Turdidae
Product: acrosin-like
Exons: 5
Coding region: 74-1459 (461 amino acids)
Biological process (GO): proteolysis; acrosome reaction
Molecular function (GO): serine-type endopeptidase activity
Source: RefSeq, a predicted model, not a curated record
GGGCAUUGCGGCUGUGGCUGUGCUGCUGCACGGAGCCCUCAGUGCUUGCAGCUGACACGUGCCUCUGGCAGCCAUGAAUCGGCUCGGCCUCCUCGUCCUGCUCACCGUGGCUGGACUGGCACACGGGAUAUGGAACAACUGUGGAGGGACCUGCGGCCUCCGUGGCGUGAUGUCUGACUACAGCCUCAUGAAUUAUUACUACGGCAACAUGGCUUAUGACUAUGGCUUGACACGUGUUGUGGGAGGCACAGAUGCCAAGCCAGGGGCCUGGCCUUGGAUCGUCAGCAUCCAGCACCCUUGGGUACCAGACCUGGGGCAUUUCUGUGGAGGGUCCCUCAUCAGCACACAGUGGGUCCUCACAGCAGCCCACUGCUUCGACGACUUUAAUAACAUCACCAUGAUGUAUGUGAUGAUUGGAGCCACUCAAUUGAGUCAGCCAGGCCCUGGGGCCGUAGUGCGCAAGGUCAAACAGGUGGUGUUACAUCCAUACUACAAUCCUGAUGACAUGAGUUAUGAUAUUGCCCUUCUGGAAUUGGACCAUCCUGUCCAGUGCAGCCCCUACAUCCAGCUGGUCUGUGUGCCCGACGCCACACUGAGAGUGUCAGAACUGCAAAACUGCUGGGUGGCUGGCUGGGGUUCCACUGCUGCAAGAGCUGAAGAUUCAAGUGAUCGCCUCCAGGAGGCCAAGGUCCAGCUCAUCGAUCUGCAGCUCUGCAACAGCAGUGGCUGGUAUGCAGGGGACGUCCACCGCCACAACUUGUGUGCUGGUUACCCACAGGGUAAAAUCGACACCUGCCAGGGUGACAGCGGUGGGCCUCUCAUGUGCCAGGACAUCAAUGCUGACUACUGGUGGGUCGUUGGAAUAACCAGCUGGGGAAGAGGCUGUGCCAGGGCAAAGCAGCCUGGAAUCUACACCUCCACUCGGCACUUCUAUGACUGGAUCCUGGCCAACACAGGAACAAACGCAGUUGGAAGGCAUUCUCUAACAUCAAAAGACAGGAGUCACACAUAUCAGAAUCCAUGGGCAACACGACCCCCUGCUCAGAAUCCAUGGGCAACACGACCCCCCGCUCAGAAUCCAUGGACAACACGACCUCCCACUCAGAAUCCAUGGACAACGCGACCUCCCACUCAGGCGAUAUGGACAACGCGACCUCCCACUCAGGCGAUAUGGACAACGCGACCUCCCACUCAGGCGAUAUGGACAACGCGACCUCCCACUCAGAAUCCGUGGACAACGCGACCUCCCACUCAGGCGAUAUGGACAACACGACCUCCCACUUACAAACCGUUGCCGACAUCAGUCCCCACUCAGACAUGGACAACUGCACCCCCCACUCAAAAGCCUACACCAUUGGGAGAGGUUAGCUCCUGCCCAUUUCCACUCGACAAGCUGGUAGACUUCUUUAAGAACGCGAAGACACUCCUUCAGCAGAUCCUUGGAGUGAACACAGCUUGA